Molecule: messenger RNA, 3136 nt
Organism: Porites evermanni
Lineage: Eukaryota; Metazoa; Cnidaria; Anthozoa; Scleractinia; Poritidae
Source: the annotation of a GenBank genome assembly
AUGAGGGGGAGUCCGACAAGCUGGGCUGUUUUCUUACUUCUACUUUCGACAGUUUCUCCCAUCAAAGGUUAGUAAGUGCGCGUGCAAGGAAAAAAUAGAAUAGCACACGAACCUCUCGUAAGUGCAGAGGCAACCGUCACUGACCCGCGUUCUUUUUUAAUGACUGAUAUAUAUUUUUCAGUUUUAUAUUUAGUCUAACUAAGUGCCAUUAUUAUGAUACCUACAACCAAUUUGAAUUGCGGGCCUACAGUAAAGCUUCAAACCUCGUAAACGCCGGCGGAUAUUCCGUGACCUUCGACAACCUCGGAAACUUUUUGGAUAAACAGAAGGAGCUUUUCUGAUGGGAAUAAAACCUGAUUUGCUUCAAUUAAUUGCGAUAACGUCUGUUACCGCCUUGAACAAGCAAACAUUUAUAGAACAAACAAGGUAGUCCUUAAUUUAAUAUCCCAAUUUGAAUUUUUCCGGUUUCACUCAGUUCGUUAAGUGACCGAGAAAAUUUUGUCUCAGUUGACGCAUUGCGUCCAUUGUACACAAGAUUAAUUUUAUGAUUUAUUAAUCAUGAGGUUAUCUAGGCUUCAGAGAGUGUCCAAACAUCGCUUUUUUCCAAGCAAUUCAGGGUUAAAUCUUUACAAUACAAUACGAAACAGAAAAUAGUCCUUACGUGACACAAAACUUAAUCGGUUUCGGUUUCCGAGAAAUUAAGCUGCUCGAGUGGUUUCUUGGAAACCUUCCAAGCCUUUUUCAAAAACACCAUAAUACUUUUUUGCAUCCGUAGACACUGGCCACUAAAAAAGGACGCCUUAAAAUGAGUAAAAUUGCCAAAUUUGAAAGUGAUACGUCUUUAGCGGGCAAAGAUAUAGGUCCGAUCCGCAAAGUUGCAAUAAUUUACAGACGUUUGUAUGUUGGGGAGUACAAACUGGCAAAAUUUGGCCACUUUGAGGAGCUGUAUCUUCAUUACUUUUCAACAAAUCACUUUCAAACUUGGCGAUUUUACUGAUUUUAAGGCGCUACUUUUUUGUGGUGUCGACGGAUUUUCCCGAACUUGUCCAUAACAAAGUUGAAAAAACCGUGAAAAGGUGUAUACUCUUAGGACUUACAAAUGUCCCAAGAGAAUUUGAAAAUAAUGUUAUGCUUAAUAUGCAAAUUUUUGGAUAGACAACGAGCAAAGAGUACUGUGAUAUUCUGAUAUUAUUAUGUUUUUAUCUUAUGUUUUAUUUAUUUCAGAUAUUCUUAAACAACGGGAUUUUUCUAUAAAAUAUGCAUUGGCUCUGAUGAAUGGCCGAAACAAAAACCUCGCGCUGCGGAGGGUUUUUUCUUUUACCCGUAAACUCUCCCUAUGCUUCGCCGUUCUGAACUCAGCUAAGUAAGGAAAAUUGAAGAGCGUGGAAUUGGAAAUGUUCUAUCCUCAUGAACUAUUUGAAUGCUUCUGUAAACUGCUUUGCCGUCGGUUGAAUCUGAGCUUGUAUACGUGUCGGGAAAGAACACGUUAUAAUUCGGGGUGCAAACAUGACAGGUUUUGCCGCCGAACAUUCAGAGUUUGGAGUAGGGUGCUGUUGUCGACUUGAUUAAUGUUUGUACUCAACAAAAUAUUCUUUGCAAGAAUUUUUAAACGUUAAGAAUAUUUUCUGGAGGCAAGUGUGCUAUUUCGAGAAAUAUGCCCGAAAGUUGAGAAAUAGACUGCUUGCAGUCCGCCUUUUCUCUUAAAAUUCGUAUAGUUCUUAUCUCAGUCAGCGCGAUUGCAAACCACGACGUUAUUUUAUAACGGAUUAGGAUCAGACGAGAAAAGAUGGACUGCGGACUCUUUUGUAGUAAACAAACCCUCCGUCAGCCCAGAAACGGAGUAACCGAUUGGUCAAUUUUACAGCUGUUGACAGAUCAUUGACUGGUCUGUGGUGAAGAUGCAAGCGAUAAAAUAGUCACGCGUCACAAAGCAACUAACAACAAACAAUUACGAACCUGGCAGUAAUCGCUUGUAAACUAAAACGUUUAAGGCUAUCUUACACAAGGAAACUGUUGAAAAUUUCCUCAAGGGAAAGGAAUUCAAGGUAAUCUUACCGGAUUUUAAAAGAAGUAAAAUUUUUUAGUUGUUUAUGUCAAAAGUUCUGUUUAUAAAUCGUUUCAAGUCACUCGGGUUUAAUUGGUUAAUUAAAUUACCUUGACAGCUUAGUUGUCCCGAGACAGAACAAAAGAGUCAUCAGUCUUUUAUUUUUUCUUCUCGGGCCUACGCCCUCGUUUAUCGCGGCUCGCGGCUUCGCCAUUCGCGUGCUUCGGUUUCGCGCGUAGUAACUUUGCAAAGAAAAAUAACAGACUGCUCGCAGUCUAGUUGAGAAAAGUAAAUUAUGAGCGGAUCGCGCUGAUCAAAAACAUAUAAACAACUUACCUUUGGCGCGACAGUUUGCCUUAACGGCAACGAUUAGCCCCAACGAUUAUUCCUUUUCUCGGUCGACAUAGAUAUGCCGGUGCCUAACACUCGUCAUGAAAGUGUUGAGUAAACCGCCUGCAUCUUAGUUUGUGAUUUUGAUUUGGUUUGACGUUAUUAUUUCCAAUUUUUUAAUUUUUUUUUUUAUCCCUGAACAAGACUUUUAGUCGACCCUAGGUCAAGAAAUCCAAAACGACAGCACCGAAAACACUAGGCGUUUAUGAGAGUUCAUCGGCGCCGCACUCUUCAGAACCUCUUUCGGUUCUAUUUCUUUUUUCUGCUGCUGUUGUUGUUGUUGAUUUCAAUAAUUCGGCUGCUUCAAAUAAAUAAUUUGCCAUUUUCAUUUGUAUUUCAUAACUAGGAGAGGACAAGAAAAGACAGUCGGAAAGCGAGUCAUCCUGGUGCCUAAGUAACUAUAAAUUUGGCAUAUUUGUAGGAGUAGGAGCUGUAGUCGCAACUCCUUUUGCUCUUGGUGCUGCAGGGUUCACCACUGCAGGCGUAGCAGCGGGUUCGGCAGCUGCAGCUGUCCAAUCUACAGUCUACGGCGCAUCAGUUGGUUCUGGUACUGUUUUCGCAGCCCUCCAGAGUGCUGGAGCCGCCGGAAUAGGUGGGGCGGCAAAAUUUGCCAUAGGUACCACUGUUGGGGCAGCGGCGACAUAUUUGAAAAGCAAAUUUUACCCAUGUGACUCGGAGGAAGCCAAGUGCACAUCAGACUGA